CAACACACUUAGCCAAACUAAUGAAACACCAGCAAGAAUAAAAGAACCGAAUCGAAGCAAGAGAGAAAGGCCGAAGAUCGCCGAGACUUAAUCGAUCUCUUCAGACGUAAAAUCUUACCUUCUGCCUUGGAUUGGCCUGAAUCCAGGGCAGAGUGCAGUGCUCUCUGCCUGCCUGCGGGCCUCCACUACCUCGUACAAGCUAAUUAAGCCAAUCAAUAGAAUAGUACACAAUGGCGUUCCAAGAUUUCGACCUGAUUUCCGAGCGGCGAAAGAGGGAGAAGCAGGCGAAAAUGCGGAAGAGGAUCAUAACCGCCUCCAUUUUGCUCGUCAUUAUCCUCCUCAUCGCCGCCGCGGCGUUUGCUUAUUUUGUGGUGUUGAAAGGUCCCCACGACGAUAAGGGCAAGCACUCCACUAAGGCUAAGUCUCAUAAGUCUAAGUCAAAAUCGGACGAAGACUCGUCUUCCUCUUCCUCCUCCUCUGAGACUGCAGAUUCGUCUGUCCCGAAGGGGGAGACGAAUCUCGUGCAUUCUGAGAAGAUGAUAAAAACGCUCUGCACAGGAACGGAUUUCACCACGACCUGCGAGGACAGCCUGAACAAGGCGGCGAAGGAGAACGCCACCGCCGCGAAGAACCCUAAGGAUCUCCUCAAGGCCUCCAUGUCCAUCGCCGUCGAGGAAAUUAAAAAGGCGGUGAAACAGGUCGCCGGCCUCAAGCUCGACAUGCCGAUGAAGAAAGCCGCGCUGGAAGAUUGCAAGGCGCUCCUCACCGACUCCAUGGAGGAACUCAACACCUCCAUGUCCAGCGUCGGGACGGCCAAAACCCCCGACCUGAACAACUGGCUCAGCGCCGCCAUCACCUUCCAGGACAACUGCAUCGACGGCUUCCCCGACGGCCCGGACAAGUCCGCCGUUCAGAAAUCCCUCAAGAUCGCCGAGGAAAUCGCCAGCAACGCGCUCGCCAUGAUCUCCCAGCUCGCCUCCGUGCUCUCCACGCUCCAUAUCCCCGAUUCCGAACCCAAACGACAUCUUCUAUCCGACGACGAGGAAUUCCCGACAUGGAUGGACCACGAAGAUCGCAGGAUGCUCAAGGGGGCCGCCGCCGAUAUUCCCAAACAGCCACCCAACGCCACUGUCGCCAAAGACGGUAGCGGAAAGUUUACCACCAUUAAUGCAGCUUUAAAAGCCAUCCCUGCGAAAUACGAAGGACGGUAUGUGAUUUUUGUCAAGGAAGGAAUCUACGCAGAAAACGUAAAAAUCACCAAAAAGAUGGUAAAUCUCACAAUGUAUGGAGAUGGAUCUCAAAAGUCUAUUAUCACUGGCAGCAAAAACUAUGUAGAUGGAAUCCCUACAUACCAAACAGCAACUUUUGCUGUUAUGGGGGACGGAUUCAUGGGGCAAGCGCUGGGGUUCCGGAACACGGCGGGGCCGGAGAAGCACCAAGCGGUGGCGCUGAGAGUACAAGCGGACAAGGCAAUAUUCCUGACCUGUCGAAUGGAGGGGUACCAAGACACGCUGUACGCGCAAGCGCACCGGCAGUUCUACCGCGGCUGCUACAUCACGGGCACGGUGGACUUCAUAUUCGGCAACGCCGCGGCGGUGUUCCAGAAGUGCCUCAUCUACGCGCGGAAACCGCUGGACAAGCAGCAGAACAUCGUAACGGCGCAGGGCCGGUCGGACAAGCGGCAAACCACCGGAAUCGUCCUCCAGAACUGCAAAAUCCUCGCGGACGAAAAGCUGGAGCCGGUGAAAUCGAAGAUCAAGACCUUCCUGGGCCGGCCGUGGAAGGAAUAUUCUAGAACAAUCAUCAUGGAAUCGGAAAUCGGCGACCUAAUCGACCCCGAAGGAUUCACGCCGUGGAGCGGCGACUUCGCCCUGAAAACGCUGUACUACGCGGAGUUCGCGAACACCGGCCCGGGGGCGAAGACCAAAUCCAGAGUGAAAUGGAGCGGUUACAAAGGCGAACUCAAGAAAGACGAGGCGACGCCGUUCACGGUGGCUCCCUUCAUACAAGGAGAGCCUUGGAUCAAACCGUCAGGAUGUCCGGCGAGUUUCGGCUUCAACAGUUAAUUAACUGAAUCUAUCCUUUGAGUUCAGUUAGUUAAUUACGAACGUUAAUUUUUAUGCAACCUAGGUUUUUACUUUUUAGAGUCGUGAACCAAGUUUAGAAAACCCCAACAAUUAUUCGAUCUCACCCCCCGCCCCACAUUUUUUUGUUUACCAAC
Ipomoea triloba (trilobed morning glory) is the source of this 2221-nucleotide messenger RNA. Its product is annotated as pectinesterase. Gene Ontology annotation, molecular function: pectinesterase activity; pectinesterase inhibitor activity. The transcript has 3 exons. The record is from RefSeq and is a predicted model, not a curated record. Gene Ontology annotation, biological process: cell wall modification. Lineage: Eukaryota; Viridiplantae; Streptophyta; Magnoliopsida; Solanales; Convolvulaceae. Bases 231 to 2066 code for a protein of 611 amino acids.